UCGGUGUCACAGAUCCAAGAUGGCGCCUACCUUGGUUGCGCAUGUUGUCGCAGACGCAGGAGCUUUUCUGAAGAAAGCUCCUCUCCAGGAGAUCGGCAGCACGAUCUACACCCUGAAGGACGUGGUGGACGAGAUCAGAGACAAACCCACGAGGAGGAGUUUAGCUUUCCUGCCGUACCACCUGACCUUCAGAGAGCCGUACCCCGAACACAUCAGACACGUGACGGAGUUCUCCAAGAAGACGGGAGACUACCCGAGUCUGUCAGCGACCGACAUCAAAGUCCUGGCUCUGACCUACCAGCUGGAGCUGGAGCACGUGGGAUCCAAGCACCUGAAGAAAGAGCCAGAAGUCAAGGUGAACGUCCACAGCACUCAGCGCCACCCGGAGACUCCGGUCAAUGUGGCCGGGUUCUUCCUGCCCUCCAGAGAAAAGAAGUCUUCAGAGAGCGUUGGUGUACGACAGAAGUUUCCGGAAGGAGAUCCGUUCAACAGCUUCCAGUUCUGGAGGCCGGCGCUGCCGACCGUCGACAAAGAGCUGCUGCAGCUGCUGGAUCCUCUGGAGGUUUCAGAUCCCAAAGAGACGUCUUCAGAUUCUUUCAACACUUUCAACUCUUUCCAGUUCUGGAGGCCGCCGCUCGCCUCCAUCGACUCUCUGAUGCACCUGCUGAAUCUGGACGACGUUUCUUCAUCAGAUCAGAGGAGCGACGAGGACAAAGAGAACGAGCCUGAAGAGGAGGAAGAUGAUGAGGAAGAGGAUGAAGAGGAAGAGGAGGAAGGUGAUGGAGGAUGGAUCACUCCCGGUAACAUCAAACAGGUGAAGAUGGACUCUUCUGAUUGGACGGCUCCCGCUGAUGUCACAGUCGGAUGUCUGACCACCGACUUCGCCAUGCAGAACGUUCUGAUCCAGAUCGGGCUUCACGUCCUGUCCGUUAACGGGAUGCUCAUCAGACAGGCGAGGAACUACAUCCUGAGGUGCCACGCCUGCUUCAAGACGACGAGCAACAUGAGUAAGCUGUUCUGUGCUCACUGUGGGAACCGGACCCUGAAGAAGAUCGCAGUGACCGUCAGCGCCGACGGAAACACACAGAUGCACUUCUCCAAGAACCCAAAGGUGCUGAACAGCAAAGGACUGAGGCACUCUCUGCCGAUGCCUCAGGGAGGUAAACACGGGAACAACCCUCAGCUGGUGGAGGAUCAGCGCUUCCCUCAGCAGAGACUCUCCCGUAAAGCCCGGCAGAAAACCAACGUGUUCGACCCGGACUUCGUCACCGGAGCGUCUCCUUUCAGCCAGAACGACAUCUACAGCCGAGCCGCUAACCUGCAGAUCAGAGACGGGCAGGGGGGCGGCGGGCGGCGGCGCGCUAACCCCAACGCCGCGCACAAGAAGUUUGUGAAGAAGAACUGACCGACACCAGGGUUCAGAAUUAUUUAAAGGGCCGAAACACCGCUUUUAGAGUUCUAAGUUACAGUAAAAAGACGUCAUUUUCUGAAUGGAACGAACUGUUUCCUGCUGUUUUGUGUCAGUGAAGUCAGUACAUUUGCAGAUUUAAUUAAAAGGGCCGAAACACCGCUGCACAUCGGGGGCGUUUAGGUUUAAGGCUGGGCGAUAAAAGGAUGUUAUAACGAAUCCACUAAAUAUCGUCUUGUAUUUUGGAUAUGGUAAUUUAUUUCCUGGUUUUAGAGACUUAAGUUACACACACUGUGUCCUGCUGUUUUGUGUCAGUAAAUUCACAUAAAUAAUGAUAAUUGAUCCCAAAUGUAAUUGUAUUAAUGUUGUUAAAGCACUAAAUAUUUGGUAUUUGCUCGGAAAUAUUGAGAAAUUAGAUUAUAACAAAUUUAUGAAGAACUGACCGACACCAGGAUUCAGAUUGAAUUAAAGGGCUGCACAUCUGGGGCGUUUAGGUUAAGGCUGGGGACUAAUGUCUUUUCCUGGGUUUAGAGUCUAAAUUACUGUAAAAAAAUACAUAAUUUUCUGAAUUGCUGUUUUGUGUAAAGUCAGUAAAUUCACAUACAUAAUGAUAAUUUACCCCAAAUUUCAAUGUCUGCUCUGAUAAUUUGGUAUUUGCUCAGAAAUAUUGUGACAUCAAAUACCAAAAUUGGGAAGUGGAUUAUUGGUGCUUUAAUACAAAUAUCUACACAAUGAAAUGUUGGAUAACCCUAACCCUAUUAUCAGUAAUGUGGAUUUAAUGGCUAAAUGUGUAAAAGCAAAUAAUGAAAAGACAAUAACAGUUUAGAAAAUUCAAAAAAUGACAUUAUUUGACUGUAAAUUCGCGUUUCAAACCAGAAAAAGUCCCGUAUUUCAUCAGAAAUCUAAGGCCAUAUCACAAUGCUCAGCCUUAUUGUAGUUUUAAAAAAUGAUUUACAGAGCCAUGGGAGCUGGGAUUUAUUAAAAUAAGAAGUCAGAAGUUUGUUAGAAAAACGUAUUUUGGUCAGGGAACCAGAUCUAAUGUAAUUUAUAUAUAAUAUAACCCUCCUCCCCUGGCUCCGUUAUGUUUUUUUAAAUCUACACAUAAUACCUGACCCUAAUACACGGUGGUAUGUUACCCGUUAACUGCAUGUUUAAAUAUUACACAGUAAAGCAUGCUAACUGCAGAACGGUCCUUUAAACAGCAGUCAAACAGUACCAUGUGAUGUAACACGAUCAAUAUAUUCUACUCCAAUAAAUGUUCAAACUACAA
Molecule: messenger RNA, 2678 nt
Organism: Trematomus bernacchii (emerald rockcod)
Lineage: Eukaryota; Metazoa; Chordata; Actinopteri; Perciformes; Nototheniidae
Gene: nob1
Product: NIN1 (RPN12) binding protein 1 homolog
Exons: 10
Coding region: 20-1405 (461 amino acids)
Biological process (GO): ribosomal small subunit biogenesis; maturation of SSU-rRNA
Cellular component (GO): preribosome, small subunit precursor
Molecular function (GO): RNA endonuclease activity
Source: RefSeq, a predicted model, not a curated record